Molecule: messenger RNA, 2287 nt
Organism: Aureococcus anophagefferens
Lineage: Eukaryota; Pelagophyceae; Pelagomonadales; Pelagomonadaceae
Product: expressed protein
Exons: 1
Source: RefSeq, a predicted model, not a curated record
GAGGGGGGGCGACAUGGCGGCCAAAUCGCGGCGUCCGGCGCGCGUCACGCUGAAAUGCGUCGUCGUCGUGGCGCUCGUCUCGGCGUUGUUCGUCGUGUACCAAUCGAGUCGCAUGGUCCACGGGGACGACACCCUGCAGGAGACAUCGAAGCGCGACGUCGCCGCCGCCCACGCCGAGGCGUCCCUCGCGUGGCGCCGCGCCCAGGAGGCCGAGGCCGCCCUCGCGGCCCUCCGCCGCGGGUCGCCCGCGGCCGCGCCGGAGCUCCGGCGGCGGGCCGCGCUCGCGGCGCUCGCGCCGUGCUCCGCGGGCGAGGCGCAGGCCUGCCGCGUCGUCGCCGCGCGCGGGCCGCGGCGGCGGGCGACCGGCGGCGCCGCGAGCCCGGCGACCGUCGACGCCGCGGCGCGCGCCGCGGUCCUCGCGGACGUCGUGGCACCCGGAAAGGGCGGCGCGCUGCGACCGGCGCGCCGCGACCGCUUCGCCGCGCCUCGCCGGGGCGACGCGCGGUGCGAGGCGACCGCGCGCCUGCCGCUCGCCGACGCGCUCGCGGCGUUCGCGGCGGACGCGAAACGGCGCUCCGAGCGCGCGCGGCCGCGCGUCGCGUUCACCGUCGCCGACGGCCACUACGCGGCGGGCCUCGCGGACCACGCGCUCGACGUGUCGCGGGCCUACGGCGCAUCGACGCCGCUCCUCGUCGUCGCGCUCGACGACGACGCGGCGGCCGCGGCCUGCGCCGCGGGCGCGGCCGUCGCGCGGUUCGAAGCCGCCGAGAAAAACGGGACCGGCGCGCGCCGACGAAAAAAGGCGGCGGUCUACGCGGCCAAGUACGGGACCAUGGCGGCGCUGCUCCGGGCCGGGCUCGACGUGACCUUCGGCGAGAUGGACGUCUUCUUGAUCGGCGACCCGCUCGCGGCCGCGUCCUGCGCGGGCGAGGCGUGCUCCGAGGGUCUCGCGGACCCGGCGGACGCGGACGUCGUCAUCGGCGCGCACCAGGACAACUGCAUGGAGUUCAACGCGGGCUGGUACCACGCGCGGUCGAAGCAUGCCGACGUCGCGGCGCUCUUCGAGGACCUCGACCGCUACACCGCGGCGCACCCAACGGUCUUCGACCAGCAGGUGCUCAACUGCAUGCUCAAGCGGGCCCUGGCGACGCCGGGCCACCACCGCCACGAGUGCGAGACGCGCGAGGGGAACUCGAAGAGCGCGCUCGGCGCGAAAAACGACUCGAUUCUGAGCCCCUGGACGACGCCGCCCCACCGCGUCUCCUUCUCGGUGCUCGGCGGCGACGUGUUGGCCGCGCACCCCUCGCCCUUCGUCUUGCCGCCGACCGUCGGGAUCCACGUGCUCACGAACACGCCGCUGACGGACGCGAGGGCCAAAACCGACGUGGCGCGUGAACUGGGUAUGUGGCCCGGCGCGGACGGCUACUACGCCGUCGGCGGCGGGGCCCCGAAAUACCUCGUCUACGCGAACAACCUGCUGAGCACGUCCGACGACCCGCGCUACCACUCGAUGACCUGGGUCGUGGCGGCGCUGUGCCACCUCGUGUUCUUGGCGCGCGUCACGGGCCGCGUCCUCGUGCUGCCGACGAUCUUCGAUUUUCAACAGUUCCACUACGCCGCGGACCACUUCGACCUGCGGAGCGUGGAGGCGUUCCUCGGGGGCGAGCGGUCGUGGCGCGAGUCGACGUUCUUCUCGAACGCGCGCCUCGACGUCGCCCCGGACGCGACGACGGCGACGCUCGCCGUGACGCGCGACGGACGGGCCGCGCUCCCACCCCGGAACUUGGCAUCUGUGACCGCGACGGCGUCGGACCUCGCGGACCUCGCGACGGCCGCGGACGCCGCGCCGCCGCCGCCGGCGCGAUCGUACGAUCUGGGCGGGAAGGCGGCGGACAAGGUGCGCGACGUCUGGGCCGUCGCCGCAGCGGACGCGGCGCUCGCGGCGGCGGACGUGCUCGUCGUGGACCUCGACGGCGCGGGCCCCCUCCCGCUCCAGGAGUGCGUCCGGCGGGGCGGCGCCUGGGACUGCGGGCGGGCCGUCGACGUCGGCGAGGCGCCCCGGGAGCUCGCGCUGGCCCUCGGCGCGCUGAAGUGGUGUCGACAGAAGCCGGGGAUCGACCACGCCAGGGCGCCCAACGGCGGGGCCUCGCCCCCGGGCUACGCGCCGGGCAAGACGUGCGCCGCGCGCCUCGCGAACAAGAGGAUCCCGCUCGAAGCGGCCCGGCUGGCGCCGGUGCCCGACUAGUGGGGUCGCGUUCAGUCGCGUGUUAUCGAAUUGGUGGUGGUU